Molecule: messenger RNA, 549 nt
Organism: Cylindrotheca closterium
Lineage: Eukaryota; Bacillariophyta; Bacillariophyceae; Bacillariales; Bacillariaceae
Source: the annotation of a GenBank genome assembly
AUGGAGUUCCUAUUCUUCAACGACAUUUUCUUUAACGAUGACAUUUCAUCGUGGGAUGUUUCUUCUGUCACGGAUAUGACUGGAAUGUUUCAGGGUGCAUCAUCGUUCAAUCAAGACCUGUCAUCCUGGAAUGUUUCGGCUGUCACUCAGAUGGGGAGAAUGUUCAGCGGGGCAACGUCCUUCAACAAAGACUUGUCAUUGUGGAAUGUUUUGGCUGUCACAAAUAUGCGAUUUAUGUUCAACGAGGCAUCGUCGUUCAAUCAAGACCUGUCAUCAUGGGACGUUUCUUCUGCAACUGAUAUUGAAAGGAUGUUCUGGGGCGCAUCAUCCUUCAAUCAAGACUUGUGUUCUUGGGGAAUGAAAUUACCCGUUGGUGGAACUACUCAGUCCUUAUUCGACGAUUCCGGAUGUCAAUACAGAUCUAGUCCUAGUUUGGAAGAAGGUGGGCCAUUCUGUGCAUCCACGUGCGGCGUAAGCAGUGCGUCGACCACAUCUUGUUCCAUUUCAACUCUACUAUCCCUAUUCUUGGCAAGCUUGUUGAUAUGCUGA